This is a messenger RNA of Closterium sp. Naga37s-1, 1143 nucleotides long. The record is from the annotation of a GenBank genome assembly. Lineage: Eukaryota; Viridiplantae; Streptophyta; Zygnematophyceae; Desmidiales; Closteriaceae.
AUGUCCACCAAUGAUAGCCAAGAGCUGCUCUCGCCGCGAAUUGCCAAAAGCGAUGCCUUCCAGGCCGACUCGAUCACGGCCGCCUCGCCAAAGGCGGAAUCGAGUCGGCUUAUAGCGAAUGGAGAAGACGUUAUCGUGCCGGCAGACGAGCUGGAGGAUGAUCUUGCCGAGUCAGCAUCAGCGUUUGGUGGGCGCGCGUUGCCAUGGUGCGAGCCGUGGCUGUGGUCGGUGGUUAAGGUGCUGCUGCUCGUGCUGCUCUGGUACACCUUCAGCAUGGCGCUCUCCCUGUACAACAAGGUGCUGAUCGGCGAGAAGCACGGGCGCUUCCCUGCACCGCUGAUGAUGACCACCUUCCACUUCCUGCUGCAGGGCGCCAUCGCCUCGCUGCUGCUGCGCUGCUGCUGCCAGUCCUGGCUGCCCGCCACGCCCAUCUCCUGGCGCGACUACUUCCUGCGAGUGGUGCCCACGGCAGUGGCCACAUCGCUUGACAUCGCCCUCUCCAACCUCUCUCUCGCGCUCAUCACCCUCACCUUUUACACCAUGUGCAAGUCCAGCGCGCCUGUUUUCCUCCUCCUCUUCGCCUUCCUCUUCCGCCUGGAGACGCCAAGCUUCAAGCUGCUGGGCAUCAUGCUCGUCAUCUCCGUCGGGGUGCUCUUCACAGUGGCGGGGGAGACGGAGUUUGAGCUGCUGGGAUUCAUUCUAGUCAUGGUGGCAGCAUUUGUGUCGGGUCUCAGAUGGGUGCUGCUGCAAGUGCUGCUGCAGGGGGACAAACUUGGUCUCACCAACCCGCUGCUCACGCUGGCCUAUCUGGCGCCCGUGAUGGCGCUCGUGUGCGGCGUCUUCUCACUGCUCCACGAGCCCUGGUCCGCGCUCACCUCGUCGCCCUACUUUGACACGUGGCAGCACACCCUCUGGAGCUUCGCCAUCAUGCUCGUGGGCGGCAUCCUCGCCUUCUGCAUGAUCAUGGCGGAGUUCCUGCUGGUGCUGGAGACGAGCGCCGUCACCUUCUCUGUGGCCGGCACCGUCAAGGAGGCCGCCACCAUCCUCGUGUCGCAUGCGGUGUUUGGCGACCGAUUCACCGCGCAUCAACCUGCUGGGCAUCCUCAUCAUCAUGCUCGGCGUCUCCCUCUUCAACCUCUACAA